This is a messenger RNA of Arabis nemorensis, 1677 nucleotides long. The record is from the annotation of a GenBank genome assembly. NCBI's taxonomy places the organism in Eukaryota, Viridiplantae, Streptophyta, Magnoliopsida, Brassicales, Brassicaceae.
AUGGAUCGUUAUCAUCUGAAACAAAGUAAAAAGAUUACUCGUUAUGUAUCAAAACGGAGUAUCCCUUUCGACGAAAAUAGUGAUGUAUCAAAACGGAGCCGUAUCACUAUCGACAAAAAUAUUGGGGCGACGAUCUACAAGACAACCAAAGACGAAUUCAAGGCGCUGGCUUACAAACUCACUCGCGUUUCUCCGACCACAAAUCUUAAGAAGUUGCAUCCUACGCCAUUGAGCAACCAACCUCCCAUGCUAAAUUUUUCUCAUGUACCGGAAAUUCCGAUAACCAACGUCGCCUCAACAUCUGAUAUGACGGUCCUGCCUCAAUCGCCAUUGAUGUCGUCUCCACCGUCUCAAACUGCACUGUCUCCACCAUCUCAACCAUCACCUUCGUUGCUAAAUGAUACUCAUGUUCCAGCUGUUCCGAUAACCAACGUCUUGCAUCCUACGCCAUCGAGCAGCCAACCUCCCAUGCUAAAUGACGUUCAUGUUCCGCCAGUUCCGAUAACCAACGUCGCCUCAACAUCUGAAUUGACGAUCCUGCCUCAACCACUGUUGAUGUCCUCUCCCCCGCCAUUGAGCAGUCAUCCUACCAUGCUAAAUGAUGUUCAUGUUCCGGCUAUUCCGGUAACCUAUGUCACCUCAAUAUCUGAAUUGAUGACCCUGCCUCAACCGCCGUUGAUGCCGUCUCCACCGCCUCAAUCGUCACCAAUGUUGAUGUCGUCUCCACCGUCGUCUUCACCAUCUCAACCAUCACCAUCGUUGCUGUCAUCUCCACUGCGUCAAUCGUCACCUAUGUUGAUGUCGUCUCCACCAUCUCAACCAUCACCUUCGCCGCUAUCAUCUCCACUGCCUCAAUCGUUUCUUCUGUUGAUGUCGUCUCCACCGUCUCCACCAUCACCUUCUUUGCUACCGUCGCCACCGUCUCAUUGGUUGUCGUCUAUCUCGCUACCGCCACCUCUAUCGCCGUCUUUGCCACAGUCACCGCUUUUACAGCCUUCUUCCCAAGGGCAAGACGAAUUGACGAAAGAUUUGGUGGCUGAUAAUAUGGAAUACUCUGAAAACAAUAUGACUGAGGACAAUAUGAACCAACAACCGGAGAAUAUCCCACCACCUAUGUCGCCGAUCUUACCGUUGGAAAGUCUACAAUCAGAAAACGUUUCACCAUCCAUUCCAUCGUCUAUACACGAUUGGCCUAAUUCUAUGGAUGAUCUAUGUUCCGAAAAUAUUUUACAACCAACAACUUUACCGUCCGGGAGUCUAAUCGAUUGGCCUAACUCUAUGGAUCAUCUACGUUCCGAGAACCUUUUACAACCAGGAACUUUACCGUCAAGUCUACUCGAUUGGCUUAACUUUAUGGAUGAUCUACAUUCCGAGAACAUUUUAUCGCCCACUCCAACAACUUUACCGUUCGGGAGUCUACAUUGGUCUAAUUCUUUGAAUGAUCUAGGAUCAGAGAACAUUCUACCAUCAGUUUCAACAACAUUAUCAUACAUGAUGAGUGUACCAGAUUCGUCCGAUUCUCGUAACGAUGUACGACCAGAUGACAUUCCACCGAUAGUUUCGACGCCACCAUAUGGAAGUUUACAAGACUGGCACAAUUCUCAGAAUGAUCUACGACCGGAGGAUACUCAACCACCAGUUUCAACAACUUUACGGUCUGAGAAUCUAAUUCUUUGA